Molecule: messenger RNA, 2191 nt
Organism: Alosa alosa (allis shad)
Lineage: Eukaryota; Metazoa; Chordata; Actinopteri; Clupeiformes; Clupeidae
Gene: twf1a
Product: twinfilin actin-binding protein 1a
Exons: 9
Coding region: 126-1175 (349 amino acids)
Biological process (GO): positive regulation of neuron projection development; actin filament depolymerization; barbed-end actin filament capping
Cellular component (GO): cytoplasm; actin filament; myofibril
Molecular function (GO): actin monomer binding; actin filament binding
Source: RefSeq, a predicted model, not a curated record
GCCAGUGAGUGAGUUGUUGCGGGAUGAUGACGUCAGACUAAACGAAACAAGUCAUGUUACUGUAGUCCCAUUUCCUUCUUCCUGACUCUAGGGUUUUUAGUCCAGCCGCGGAUUCCGAAGGAAUAAUGUCUCAUCAAACGGGUAUCGAAGCUGCUGAUGAUGUGAAAGAAAUAUUUGCCAGUGCCAGGAAUGGAGACUAUCGGCUGCUGAAAAUUGUGAUUGAGAAUGAGCAGUUAGUGGUUGGCGGAUCCAAGCAAGCCACUCAAAGUUGGGACCAAGAGUAUGACACCUCUGUCCUACCACUGUUAGAAAAUGACCUGCCCUGCUACAUCCUCUACAGACUGGACUCCUCCAACAAUCAGGGUUAUGAAUGGAUCUUUAUUGCCUGGUCCCCCGACCAUUCCCCUGUGCGACCUAAAAUGCUCUAUGCUGCUACAAGAGCCACACUGAAAAAAGAGUUUGGCGGUGGUCACAUCAAGGAUGAGGUGUUUGGCAACGUUAAGGAUGAUGUGUCGCUCAGUGGAUACAGGAAGUAUCUAACUGCUCAAGCCGCUCCCCUGCCUCUGACUGCUGCUGAGGAGGAACUGAGACAGAUCAAACUGAGCGAGGUGCAAACUGACAUCAGCGUGGACACCAAACAGCAGACCCUCCAGGGUGUCGCUUUCCCUCUACAUGGGGAUGCCAUGAAUGCUCUGGAACAGUUCAAGGACAAGAAGUUCAACUACGUUCAGCUUGAAAUCAACUUUGAUAAAGAACUCAUAAUCCUGUCUAACACUGAUCCAACGGAAAUUAAAGACUUGCCUAAAAGGAUCCCAAAGGACUCUGCACGUUACCACUUCUUCCUGUACAAGCACUCACAUGAGGGUGACUACUUGGAAUCCAUAGUCUUCAUCUACUCCAUGCCUGGCUACAGCUGCAGUAUCAAAGAAAGAAUGCUCUACUCCAGCUGUAAAAACCCCCUGGUGGACAUGGUUGAAAACCAGCUUAAUAUGGAGAUUGAGAAGAAGUUGGAGAUCGACAAUGGAGACGAACUGACAGCAGACUUCUUGUAUGAGGAGGUUCACCCUAAGCAGCAUGCCCACAAACAAGCGUUUGCCAAGCCCAAGGGUCCCGCCGGCAAGAGGGGGGGACGCCGAAUCACUAGGCCGCCAGGAGAGGAUGACUGCGAUGAUUAGGCAGAUGGACGCUUGCACACUCCCAACUUUCACCCUCCUUUCAAACUCCAUAGUGGAACAUUCCAGAAGAUGGAGGAAAAAGCCCAUUCAACAUAAACCUCCAUGAAUCUUUUUUUUUUUUUUUUUUUUUUUUUUUUUUUUUUUUUUAAACCCAACUCCGACCCACCCUCAACGCUGAACUAUGCACGCACAGGAAGAGAAGCCCUUCCGUUUGUAAACACACACAUUAACAUCCACACACACUUGUAGCAUAUCCAGAUUGAGAGUGUGAGCCAAUUAAGCAUUCCUUGAAUUAUUAUUAAAAGGCUGGGACAUGGUCAACAAGAGGUUCCCCGCUGCUAUUGUGCACCAAUGCGAGUGAUCUUCCUAGUGUCCAGCAUUUACCAUUCCAAUUCAUUUUAAUGUCUUUUUUUAUAUUUUUAAAUGCACCUAAGGCCUCAGUUGUAUACAAAUGUCUUAACUGCAACCAGCAGCACCAUAAACACAGAAUUAAACAGGGAAUGUGCGAUGUCAUGCAUAGUAUUUUCCAUGCAUAGCCUUUCUUUUUAUAACACAAGAACAGGUGUCAUGUUUUGAUAUAACUGUGGUUUACACAUGGACCCAUCUGCCAAGAAACUUAUUUUUCUAUGCAAGUGUACAGAAAUGGUAUUCUCGUGGAAAAAAGUUACGUCUGUCUGGAAUCUCUCUGUCAGUGGUCACUGCAUGCAUCAUUUGUUUUAGUGAAUGCUCCCGUUUCACAUCAUUGAUAAUCAAUUAACUUUGUUACAGUAGCUGCCACAAGCUUUCAAAUAGCCUGGGUGCAAAGCAUGCACACUGUAGCAAGAGGUUACUAGAUAGAAUCUGGGCUGUCUGAAGAACAUGCUUCUACUGAGGUUAGACCACUAUGGAACAUCUCGUAUCCUAGUGAAUGUCUCACUAACAUGACAUGAUGGAACUGUCUUAAGUAUGGUAUUAAGUAUGCCGUUCUCUGUUUAACAGUUGUAUUUUUUAAAAGAAAUAAAAUAUUUAAAUCUCCA